This is a messenger RNA of Onychostoma macrolepis, 894 nucleotides long. RefSeq names its product transmembrane protein 128 (gene tmem128). The coding region runs from base 82 to 561 and encodes 159 amino acids. The record is from RefSeq and is a predicted model, not a curated record. Lineage: Eukaryota; Metazoa; Chordata; Actinopteri; Cypriniformes; Cyprinidae. The transcript is spliced from 5 exons.
AUUCGGAUCGCGACCGUCAGGCGACUCACUUGAAUCUUUGGAGCGUCGUGCGUCGCUGGAGUGUGACGUCAUCAGGCCAUCAUGGCGGAGUACAGUGAGCUUGUGAACCUGAGGCGACGAUUCAAAACAAACGAACAAGAAGAGGACGACGAACAGAGUUCUGGUUCUGAUGAGGCCGUGGAGGAGAAAGCCUCGGCUCGGAUCAACCGGCACUCAGUGUUCUGGAUCCUGGCGUCUGUGGCUCUCACACACUAUCUGGAUUUCUUCUCUGUCCUUCUGAACCACAGCGACAUUCACAGCUGGUGGUUUUGCGUGGGUCUGGUGCUGCUGGCGCUGUGUCUCGCGCUGGCCUUGUUCUGUAUGGUGUAUCUGGAGUGGUUCAGAGGAAUCAAGCAGUAUGAUGAGGAGUAUCCAGCCCUUCCAGCCGUCACCACCGCAGCCUUCAUCGCCGCGUCCUGCAGCUUGAACAUCGCUCUGUGGCCCGUCUGGUCGUUCUUCACGCCGGUGAUUCUGUUCACGCAGUUCAUGGGUGUGGUGAUGCUGAUCUCCCUGCUGGGCUGAACACACGCCGCAGCUCACCGAAUCACGGCUGGAGUCUGUAACGAAGCAGACGGCGACAGAUAGAGAGGUCAGCUGAUCGGUGAUGAACACGUGACCUCUCUCUGACCUCUGACCUCUGAGGACUCGCUUUAAUGAACGCUGAGGCACAGGAGGCGUUUAGUGUUUCCUGAACAUCAGCUGACGGAGGUGAACAGGAGGUUUCUUUGAGGUCCUGCUGAUUAAAAAUGCAGAUUGCUUUAUAUUAACUCAUGUUUUAUACCAUGUUUUGAUGUUUGUCUAUAAUUAACCAAAUGUAUUAACUGAUGAAAUAAAGGAUGUUUGUAUUAAAUGAAA